UGAACUUUUAGCGGUGGGAUGAACAAGAUGACAUCUCAUCUGGAAUUUCCGUAAUCGUGUUAGCACUAAACUUAUUAUCAGUUUUUUUCAAUGCAAUCCAAUUUGCCUUCAAAUUGUUCUUUGGAAAAUAAGUUGGAACACCUAAAUUUAUGUGGAAACUCAUUCGGAUAUGGCCAUAAUUCUUCUGCGCAAUAUAAAUUAAGGGAUAAGACUGGAUAUCCCCCAGACACACCGCAGAAGUAUGUCAAUGACAUGAAAACAGCAAGACACAACACAAGAGCGAUGUUGUUUGAUUCUGAAAGAGGCCCUUUGAGCCCGAAAGCUACUGAAAAUAAUUAUUGCAGAGCAAGUCCUAGCCCUAUGGUUAACAGACCAAGUACAGUUUUUAGCCCAGUCGGUGGACCUUCAAGUUCAUUUGAAAAAAUUCGUCAAGAUCUUCUCCAAUCAGGCCAUUUGUUUUGCGAUUCUGCUUUUCCAGCUGAUGACUCAAGUCUUUAUUACAGUCAAAGACCACCAUGUCAAAUUGUCUGGAUGCGUCCAAGUGAAAUAGUUGCUGCGAACAGCGGAGGUGGUUCCAUGGGUAUAACUCCAAGAAAGAUAUCAACACCAGAAUUCAUUGGUGAAGGUGGAAUCAAACUCGGCGAACUGAGACAGGGAGAAUUAGGAGAUUGUUGGGUAGUUGCUGCAUUGGCUGCUAUAGCCAGCCAACCGAGUCUUCUUAGUCGUACUAUUCCUACUGGACAGUCGUUUCGAGUAGAAUGGUAUGCUGGCAUAUUUGCCUUUCGAUUCUGGCGUUUUGGGCGUUGGGAAGAAGUUUAUAUUGAUGAUCGUCUUCCAGUUAAAUCUGGUGGUCAACCGUUGUUUGUACAUUCUGGACGUUUAACAGAAUUUUGGCCAACAUUAUUGGAAAAAGCUUACGCAAAACUAAAUGGGUCAUAUGAAGCUUUGAAUGUUGGACUUGUCGGAGAUGCAAUGGAUGAUCUGACUGGUGGUUUAACAGAAUCAUAUACACUUCCAGGGGCAGAAGACCACGGACUUCAACCUCCAUCCGACUUAGACGAUAUAUUAAUAAAAUCGUUUGAUCGUCGAAGUUUGAUUACAGCUCGCAUAAAGACUAAAGGAGUACCUGGUCCAGGUUUUGUCAUACCGGUAGGAUUUGUACCUGGUCAAGCAUUUGGUUUAACAGAUUGUCGAAAGCUUCGAUUGACGGAUGCAUCAGGAAGUCGUUUACUCCGUUUAGUUCGCUUAAGAAAUUUAUGGCCUUCAGUUCGUGUGGACUGGACAGGUGCAUGGUCAGAGGGUUCAACAGAAUGGCUUAGUCUUCCACCACAAGACCGUUUAAAAGUUGGCUUGGUGAAAGCUCAAGAAGAGUUUUGGAUGUCCCUUGAAGAUUUUAUUGCCAAUUUUGACUAUUUGGAUAUUUGUCAUCUAACAGAGCCACCCCCAGUAAUUUCUAAAUCUUCUAGUGCUUAUCAUUCCUUACAUAAUUUCCCAUCAGUUCACUUACGUGGUCGAUGGCUUCGAGGUGUGUCAUGUGGAGGUCGACCAUACAUCCGUGCAAGUCACUGGGCGAAUCCUCAAUUUCGACUGGUAAUUAAUUCACCUGAUCCAAAUGAUCCUGAUGGGUUUGCUACAACCGUAAUUGCUUUAAUGCAAGCUGACCGUCGUCGUCUACGUCAUCGUGCUCCUCGACUCGCAUCUAUUGGAUUUGUUUUAUAUCGGCUUCCAGCUGGUGCUAAUCCACCAAUGCCACGUGGAUUUUUUGAAACUAAUCAUCAUAUAGCUAGUGUGGAUUUUUUCUUCGAUUCUAGAGAAGUUGUUAAACGGUUAAAAUUAACACCAGGUCAUUAUCUUCUUGUUCCAUGUACAUAUGCAGCUGAUCAACCAGGUGAAUUUUUAUUACGUUUAUUAUUUGACAAUCCGGAUAGAAUUUGCGAAUCCACUUUGGAACGCGUAGAACUUAGUGGUUUAGCUGCAACUGGACCAGAGCUUGAUCCAAACUAUGAAUUAUUUCAGCCACGUCUUAGACGAUUAUUUUAUGAAGCUUCAGGUGAAUCGAUGGCUGUUGAUGCAUUUCAGUUGGAACCAAUACUUAAUUGCCUUUUGCGAGAUGAUCAUCGGGCACCAUACAGUAUGGUUAGUACAGAUGCUUGUCGAUCUCUGGUAGCCCUUCUCGAUCGUGAUGGGACAGGACGUUUGUGUGAAUCAGAUUUUCGGCGAGUCUGGGAUAUUCUAAGAUCAUGGUCUCGUCUGUUUGCAAGUUUUGAUCCACAGAGAACUGCUCAUGUAACGAGUUUGGACUUUCGAAUUAUUGUUGAACAAGCGGGUUAUACUCUUCCACACACACUAUUUUCUAAACUUGUGAACCGAUUUGUUAAUGUAGAUUGGCGUCUUGAUUAUCCGCAUUUUAUCAGCGCUAUGUCACUUAUAACAAAAGCAGUUGCAAUUUUUAAGAAUUUUGAUCAUGGUGGACGAGCUGUUCUACCCUUGGAACAAUUUGUCGAAAUCGCAAUGACAAUGUAAUUUGAAAUGGAAUAAACCAAAAGUAAUGCAUUCUUCCUCACUUUAUCUAUCUCCUUCUUUAUGUUUUUAUAUUCCUUGUAAAAAAGAAUUCAUUACUUCAGUAAUAUAUAAUCUAUUUUAAUAAAUCAGAUAACUAAUCGGUAUAUACUUCAAUAUUGAUAUUGUUACAAUAAUAAUAAUAAAUUUUUUUCUGAUUAUAAUUUCCACAAUGUUUGGUUAUUUUGUACACAAAAUCCUAUUAUUUUUAUGUUUCUAACUGAUAUCUAUACAAAGAGAGAGAGUGAGCAAAAGAGAGGUGUUAUACUUUUUAACUACCAUUAUUCCGAUUGGAUUGACAACCUAUUUAUCAAUUUGAUCAGUUCAAGUUAUUUAUUUACAUUUUAUUUAUCUCAUUUCAAUUUCACCAAUCCAUAUCUUACAACUCCUCCUCUAUUAAUACGAUAGUUAUUUAAAUAUACAGACAGUCAAGACUACUGCUGCCACUUCUACAACUACUGAUUUUGUUAUAUCAUUGAAAAGAGUUUAUCAUAAUUAUGGCAGGUAGAAUGCAGAUCAUGGCAAUUGAUAAUCGUUAUCAUAAUUAUGGACAAAUGUUUCUUUUAUACACAUUUAUUCGUAUACUCAUUCGAGCUGCUGUGAGAAAAAACAAAUAACAGAAUUAAAACCACUUAUUUUUUAAUUAUUAUUAUUUACUACUUAAAAAUUCAACUUAAUUUUUUCUCGUUAUGACUAACAUAUUAGUAACCAAGUUUAUAAAGUAUAUAGUUUUAUUGUUUUAUUGACUGUUCUACAAACAGUGCUGUUAUAACUGCUAAGAUAAAUAAUUAUGGUAAUCAUGAGUAUUAUUAGUGCAUAAUUAAAAUGAUAAUAUUUGAUUUAUUCCAAAAAGGUUUAGUAACUCUUACUCUCCCCUUGUUCCACGCUCUCCUAGUAACCACCCUAUAUUUUGUGUUCCCCUUUUCACUUCUUUUAUUUUACCCUUCUCAUUUCACAUUCUCUGUCUUUACUUUUUCGAUUUUCCAUUACAUAAAUUUCUUUUCAUAUUUCUAAUGGAGAGUUGGAAAUACCAUUUUUCCUUUAAUAUAUAAAUAUAUAUACCUAUGUUCUAAUGACUUGUUAUACUAAAAUGUAUGCAAACAACCUUUUUGUAAGUUUAAUUUAAGAAAAAUUCGCAUGUACAUUUUCCGACUACGGUUUUGCUUUUUCCAUCAAUUAUAUUUACCAUCCUUUGUUUGUAUAUACACAUUAAUUUCUUUAUCUAUAUUCUCUUAUCUGUUUCAUUUACCGUGUUAUAAGAGAAUUGUAUGUUCUUUAUUUAUUAAUUCAUAAAUUGAUUUUUGUCUUUGCGUUCUUCCCCUUCUUCAUCUUCUUUUUUUUCUUCCUCUUCUUCUUUAUUCCUCUUCUAUGUUUCUGCAUAUAAAACUGUGUUAAUUAUUGUUAUUAUGAUAAAUAUGGUAAUUCAUUUUAUACAAUAGAUAUUUUCAAUUGCGUUUA
Schistosoma bovis is the source of this 4017-nucleotide messenger RNA. Lineage: Eukaryota; Metazoa; Platyhelminthes; Trematoda; Strigeidida; Schistosomatidae. The record is from the annotation of a GenBank genome assembly.